This is a messenger RNA of Coniophora puteana RWD-64-598 SS2, 921 nucleotides long. RefSeq lists its product as uncharacterized. The record is from RefSeq and is a predicted model, not a curated record. The transcript is spliced from 5 exons. The coding region runs from base 1 to 921 and encodes 306 amino acids. Lineage: Eukaryota; Fungi; Basidiomycota; Agaricomycetes; Boletales; Coniophoraceae.
AUGGAAGGCUGGAAUAAACUGCAGUCUAGCUUCGCGGGCCUCAACCUUGGCCAAUCUGCCAACAAGUUCACAAAGGGCUUCAACUCCCAGCUCCAGGCAACCAAGGAACGCCUUGGCCAGAUUGCUCCUGACGAAAUCACUGAGCUCCCCCAAGAGUACAAGGAUCUUGAGGCCCGCGUUGAUGCCCUCCGCAACGCCCACUUCGCCCUCCUCAAAAUCACCAAGGCAUACGGCAGCGAGACCUACGACUACCCAACCCAGAUCCAAGAGUCCAUUACAGAGCUCUCCACCUCCAUCGGCACAGGCAUCACCAACUUCGCCGCCGCCAACCUCAAGGGCACCUCCAUCCCCGCCCCACAGCCCGUCGCAGCCCCGCAGGCACAGCACAAGACCCUCCCGCACGCCCUCGCACGCGCCGCCGCCUCAGGUGCCCAGGGCGUCCAAGCGUCCCCCGGUGGCGCCGACGACCGUCUCGGCCGCGGCCUCGCCCUCUACGCCGCCUCCUGGGACAAGAUCGGUGCCGUGCGCGUGGAGCAGGACACCGCCAUCCAGCGGAGCUUCCUCGCCCCGUGGCAGCAGACCCUCUCGACCGCUAUCGACGUUGCCAUGAAGGCCCGCCAGGCCGUCCGCAUCUCCCGCCUCGAGCUCGAUUCCGCCAAGCAGUCGAUGAAGACUGUAGGACCCCCGCGGCAAGAGCAGUCCCGCCUCGAGGUCGAGAACGCCGAGGACGACCUCGUACAGAAGACGGAGGUCGCCAUCACGCUCAUGAAGAACGUGCUCGACAACCCCGAGCCCCUGAAGAACCUCAACGACCUCGUCAAGGCCCAGCUCAACUACUAUGCCCAGGCCGCCGAGGCACUGCAAGCCGCCCAGGGCGAGAUCGAGGAGCUUUCAGUAGGUGCCGAAGGCGACUACAGGUGA